Messenger RNA from Trichoderma gamsii, 3132 nucleotides. Its product is annotated as FACT complex subunit SPT16. Gene Ontology annotation, biological process: positive regulation of transcription elongation by RNA polymerase II; transcription elongation by RNA polymerase II. Bases 1 to 3132 code for a protein of 1043 amino acids. Gene Ontology annotation, cellular component: FACT complex. Gene Ontology annotation, molecular function: nucleosome binding. The record is from RefSeq and is a predicted model, not a curated record. The transcript has 5 exons. Lineage: Eukaryota; Fungi; Ascomycota; Sordariomycetes; Hypocreales; Hypocreaceae.
AUGGCGGAGAUCAAGAUCGACAGCAAGCUCUUCCAGGAGCGCCUCUCGCACUUCAUCACUGCCUGGAAGAAUGAUCUCCGCUCCAAAGACGGCCUCUUUGGCGGAGUGUCGUCCUUCGUUAUCAUGAUGGGCAAGGUCGAAGAGGUCCCCGAAUUCCACAAGAACAACGCCGUGCACUUUUGGCUUCUGGGAUACGAGUUUCCGACGACGUUGAUGCUGUUCACUGUCGACACCCUCUACAUCCUCACCACUGCAAAGAAGGCCAAACAUCUCGACCAGCUCAAGGGUGGCCGUUUCCCCAUUGAGGUACUCGUGCGAGGCAAAGAUGCGGCCGAAAAUGAGAAGCUGUUUGUCACUGUGGCAGACAAGAUCAAGGAAGCGGGGGCAGAAACUAACUUGGGAUUACAACAGAAGAAAGUCGGGAUCAUUUCUAAAGAUACGUCUAAGGGGCCGUUCGUCGACGAGUGGAAGAAGGUGUUUAGCGAGCAGUGCAAAGACAUUGAGGAAGUCGACAUUUCCACCGCCUUGUCCACCCACGCCUUCUCUAUCAAGGACGAAAGCGAACUACGAGCGAUGCGAACUGCUUCCAAAGCUUGCGUGGCUCUCAUGACACCCUAUUUCCUCGAUGAAAUGUCCAAUAUUCUCGAUGCCGAGAAGAAAGUCAAACACUCUGUGCUGGCAGACAAAGUCGACAAAAAGCUCGAUGAUAAUAAUUUCUGGAAGACGGUGGAGCUUCCUAGCAAAGGCAAGCUGCCCUCCGACCUCGAUCCCACUCAGCUGGAUUGGAUUCUGGGGCCCUCGAUUCAGAGCGGUGGCAAAUACGACCUGCGAUUUGCUGCUGAACCCAAUGACGACAACCUGCAUGCCGGUAUCAUCAUUGCUGGUCUGGGUUUGCGAUACAAGUCGUAUUGCUCAACAAUUGCACGCACCUACCUCGUUGAUCCAAACAAAUCUCAGGAAAGCAACUACAAGCUCCUUUACAUGGUACACAACACCAUCAUCAAGGAAAUCCGCGAUGGAAUGGCGGCAAAGGAUGUCUACGCAAAGGCGCUGGCUGUCAUCAAGAGCAAGAAACCAGAAAUGGAAAAGCAUUUCCUGAAGAACGUUGGCUGGGGAGUUGGGCUGGAAAACAGAGAUCCUACUCUCACACUAAAUGCCAAGAAUCAGCGAGUUCUCAAAGACGGGAUGACUUUGAUCAUCAACACUGGCUUCCAAGACAUUGAGAACCCCCAACCCCAGGACAAGAACAGCAAAACCUACUCACUUGUCCUCACCGAUACCAUUCGAGUGACAUCUGGAGAGCCAGUGGUCUUCACAUCUGAGGCGCCGACAAGCGCCGAUGCCAACUCAUUCUUCUUCAAAGAUGACGAGGAGGCAGAGCCUACACCCAAGAAGGAGAAGAGAGACUCAAGAGUCGGUGCCGUUGCGACAAAGAACAUCACCAGCACUCGACUUCGUUCCGAACGUACCGCACAAACAGAUGAAGAUGCAGACAAGAAGCGUCGAGAGCAUCAGAAAGGGCUUGCUUCCAAGAAACAGAAGGAGGGCCUGGCCAGAUUCUCUGAAUCUACCAGUGGUCAAAACGGAGGAGAGGUCAAAAAGUUCAAACGUUUUGAAUCAUAUAAGCGGGAUAACCAGUUCCCAUUGAGGAUCAAGAACCUUGAGAUUGUUGUCGACUCAAAGAACAGCACUGUUGUUCUUCCCAUCAUGGGACGGCCCGUUCCAUUCCAUAUCAAUACUAUCAAGAAUGCCAGCAAGAGCGACGAAGGCGAAUUCGCAUUUCUGCGAAUCAACUUCUUGUCUCCGGGUCAAGGUGUUGGCAGGAAAGAUGACCAACCAUUUGAAGACGCAUCCGCGCAUUUCGUUCGAAGCCUGACAUUCCGGUCACUCGAUGGAGAGAGAUACAGUGAGAUAGCUACUCAGAUCUCGAACCUGAAGCGCGAUGUGGUGAAGAAGGAGCAGGAGAAGAAAGAUAUGGAGGAUGUCGUGGAACAGGACAAAUUGGCGGAGAUAAGAAAUCGUCGCCCGGCUGUUUUGGAUAACGUGUAUAUCCGACCAGCUAUGGAGGGCAAAAGAGUCCCUGGAAAGGUCGAGAUACACCAGAACGGUAUCCGAUACCAGUCUCCUCUCAACGCUCAGCAUCGCGUGGACAUUCUCUUCUCCAAUGUCAAGCACCUUUUCUUCCAACCUUGUCAGCAUGAGCUGAUUGUCAUUAUCCACAUUCAUCUAAAAGAUCCCAUCAUUGUGGGCAACAAGAAGAAGACCAAGGACGUGCAAUUCUACCGUGAAGCGACUGACAUUCAGUUUGACGAGACUGGAAACAGAAAACGAAAGUACCGCUAUGGAGACGAAGACGAGUUUGAGGCUGAACAAGAAGAACGGCGCCGCCGUGCCGAGCUAGACAGGCUUUUCCAAGGCUUUGCCCAGAAGAUUGCCGAGGCCGGCCGUAGCGAGAAUAUUGAGGUUGACAUGCCCAUCCGAGAUCUAGGGUUCAACGGCGUGCCCUUCCGCAGUAACGUCUUCAUCCAACCAACCACGGACUGCCUGAUCCAAGUUGUGGAACCACCGUUCAUGGUUAUUACAAUUGAAGAUAUCGAAGUCGCUCACCUGGAACGUGUCCAAUUCGGUUUGAAGAACUUUGACAUGGUAUUCGUUUUCAAAGAUUUCACGCGUGCCCCGUAUCACAUCAAUACUAUUCCCGUCGAGUUCCUUGACCAGGUCAAGGAUUUCUUGGAUUCCUCCGACAUUGCCUAUACGGAGGGUCCCCUCAACCUCAAUUGGCCGACCAUUAUGAAGACGGUCAACCAAGAUACCCAUCAGUUCUUCGUUGAUGGCGGUUGGUCGUUCUUGCAGGCUGACUCGGACGAUUCUGGCGCUGAAGAUGAGUCCGACGAAGAGUCUGCUUUCGAGAUGGACGAUGAUGAGAUGGACGAGGUUUCAGAGUCCAGCGAAGGGGACUCCGACUUUGGUAGCAACGCAAGUGAUGACGAUGAUGAAGAGGCCGAUAUUGACAGUGAUGAUGAGGGCGAGGACUGGGAUGAGCUGGAGCGGAAAGCCAGUAAGCGCGACCGCGAAAGUAACUUGAACGACGAGGAGGAUCGCGGUGGCAAGAAGAAGUCUCGCAAGCGAUAA